UGUGUCAAUUACGGCGUAGAGUUUUUUGUGGGAAAAGGUCGAUACUUUACGAGAUACAAACAAGGGUGAAAAAUAGUGAUAUUUUGUGUUAAACGAUUUUUAUUUACUACAGCAAUCUAUCUGACUGUUUUAAAGAGUGUCCUUUUCCUUAGACAUGGGAAUUUGGAUGUGAUUGAUGAAAUCAACUGUAUAUUGACCCAAUUCUCUAUCUGAUGUGAAGAUAAGAUUCUAAACGGUUGAAACGUAUAUAGAAAUUUGAUUAAUUUUUAAUAUAUAAUCUAGGUCAUCUAAGGGGAGAACGCGGUUCUGGCAGCUAAAUGUGUUAUUGGACUAGCGGAGGGGCACAUGCCGUAACCUAAUAAUGUGGCCCCCAGCAGUUCCGCUAGUGACCAUGGGUCUUUCCCUUUUUCUACUGACGGGGAAUGGCCUUGCAGGGUCACAACCAUGUAAAAUUGCAUUUCCAAUGAAUACUCAGUACAUCUCAGCUUAUUAUGACACUGUCAUUCAAGGGAAGGGGUGUACUAGCAGUGCUACAACUAACAGCUCAGCGGAGGUUCACGCCAUCAACCUCCUUAAUGCUGGCCCAGUGUUCAGAAAUGACAUGGCUGAAGUGCACUUGUUGAUCAAAUCUCGGAUAGAGGAGAAAGCUUAUUUGGAACCCUUCAUAUACGUAUUGAAUUCGAGGCAGCCUGUAAGAUGGAAGAUUCGAACGGAUAUUACCCUGGCAUCAAAGAAACGGCAUCUCUUUGUGAUUCCGUCAUAUUCAAGCAUUCGCCUUGUUAGUAGUGGUCAGAAAAAGCAAGUCAGGAAGAACACAAUGCCACAAGACACCGCAGCCCUGAUGUCUUGGGUCAAGACUGAGUACAAAGCCCUGACGUCGUACACAGAGCUCAGGAGAGGAAACCAGAUGACACUGAGUAUUGGACUAGAUAAAAAUGCAGCAAGUGAUUGUGUAAUACAGGAAAACUCUUCCCAGAAGUUAAAUGUGAUGGCGAAAUUUGAACAGCCCGAGCUCUCCUCUGGUUGUAUUGUGCCACAAACCGAUAUCUCCAGGGUGGCUUACAUUAUUGAGGUAGAGCAAGUAAGCCGGGUGUCGAACACAACGGCGGCCAUUGAGGCUCACCUGGACAUCAGAAGUAUGUCAAAGAAGAGGAUUCAGAAGGAUUUCUGGCUGGUCCUAAAGUCACCGGACCAUGUCAACUGGAGAGUGUCCACUCACAAACUACAGGGAUAUAUAGAUAUUGUGGCCAAUAGCUAUGUGGAUAUGCAACGAAUUAGGAUGGAUCCUGUAAAUGUAAGGAGGGAUGAGAUUUCCGCGACAAAUCAGGGGCUUAUCCGCUGGGUGGAGGAUUACCUGGGGCCAGUGGCUAUGUACACCAAGGUCAACUUGGCCAAUAAAAUUAAGCUUGUCUUACCUGAUACAGCCAGCAGUAACUCUCCUAAGCUGAAUCCUACUCAUAUUGACCCAUUUUCUGUCCAGGGAUAUACUAAGACCGUAAUACGACGGGUCUUACAGACAGAAUGUGAUGGGACAGGACGGAUUAUUGUGCAUAUGAUCAAGUCUGUUAUGAAGAUUUUCAAUCUGUCCAGAAAACAGAUCACACUUUUAGAUGAUGACUGUAUAGGUGCUGUAAAUAAGAAGGAAUUGGUGUUUACAGCAAUGCCAGAAACCUGUAAAACAUUGGUGUCUCACAAAGGAGACCAAUCUCUAUACUCUAAUGCAAUUGUAAUCCAUAAAGAGGAAGUGGAUGGUGGAAUGUACGACCAGCCGAGUGGAUUGGGGAUGAAUGAUGUGGAUGAGGGUGAUGAAGACUUUGGAAUGGAGGGGUCUGGUCAGUCCCUCAUGGACGGAACUUAUAUUGACGAUGAGGACUUGAACCAGACACCAGACAAAAUAGAGAUCCCUAUCCGCUGUACCGCACCAAGGAGAACUGAAGAUAUUGUACCUACUACAAGUCGGCCCCGAAACAUCAGUUACUGGGACCCAUCCUCAGAAAUUCACUACAAUAUUGUCCUGUAUAAAUCCUCACACUACACUGACCCAUUACAUACCUUCCCACUAGCCCUGCCAGCCAAUAGCAGGGUCUACGCCAAGGCCAGCAUUGAAGCAGAUCAAUCCCUAAGGGUUGUAGUUCAGAAUUGUUGGAUUUCUCACACUCAUGACUCCCCACCAAGUCUCUGGCUUAUCAGGGAUGGCUGUUUGAAGGACAAGAACGUGCGACGUCAGCCUGGGAUACUGCGAAGCCUGACGCAGAGUGAGAGGUUCAGUUUUAAGCUGAGUAAUGCGACUCCGUACCACUUCUUGAAGUGUCAGCUGAGCAUCUGUCAAAACUGGCAGACAAAAAACAACAAAGAUAUUCCAACGUGUAAUUCUGAGGAUAAGAUGUGUGACAGUGAAAGCCCAAUAGCCAUGAUGAAGGAGAUUACUCUUGGUCCACUGUAUGCCACCAAUUCUUUACCACCCUUCGAGGAGAAGGAGGUCGAUAGUCCUAACUCCACUAUAAUAAGAGAACCACACGUGAACAUUGUCAACCCGCCCUCAGAAAGCAAGCCCUCGGAGGAAUCUAAAGCCGGGGGUCAAACAGUUGUAGUGGAGGGUCUGGACUCGGGGACAGUGAUUGGAAUCGCUUUUGCAGCAUUCAUCAUUGGAGUCCUGUUGGUGUCUGCUCUGUGGUUUAUUCACACUCACACAGCCCCAAUAAAGCAUGCUGUGGCAUCUCGAGCAGUACUGGAUGGUAGUGGUGAAUCAACACCAAUGUCUACAGCACCACUACAAAUCAACUCCUAGUAUCACUAGGGGGACAAAGGGGAUAACUACUGCUUUAGCAAUGUAAAUUCAAGCAAAGCAAGGUAUUCCUAAAAUGAAAUUAUGGCAUGUUCCAGUGUACAUACAAAACGAUUCUCUAUUAACUUCUGAGUAUUAUUUGUGUGAUAUUAAGACAGCAAAUGUGUUAAGUAUGACAGAAAAGAAAUAGUAGAUGUUACCAUGGAGUCAGUGUUGUCAUGGAUUCAAGAAAAAAGAACCAUGUUCAAAAUGGCGGUACAUUACCAUACAAUGGUCAGCACCACAGCUUAAACCAAAGAAAAGGAUAUAUUGUGGAUUAUAGCCCCUCAUAUGGGGUCUCUCAGGAUAUUAGCAGCACCUGUUAGCUGUGUUGGCUAAUGGCAGCCAAAAUUAUUUUGGAAGUUAAUAUUUUGAAAACUAAUAGACACAUUGUAUGAUAGUAAAUGUAUUUAAUUAUGGAGGAUUACUGCCUCGGAUUUUUAAAAUGGCCACAAUUUUGGUGAGCUUCCUAUUGUUAUAUUGAUUCCCAGCCAGAAAAGAAGGGGAGAAGCUUCAAGUUUCUUGGAGUCAGAGUUUAAACUAAGGAAGUUUUUAACCAAGUAAAGCACUCAGCUAGAGCAAGUUAACAUUAGGAAUAAAAUUGUCUUUGUUUUGUAAAACGGGUAAAAUCAGUGAUUAUUGAAACAUGGCCAGACAUGUUUGUUGAGCAGCCAUUUUGAUUCACAGUAGAUGAUACAUCAUUUAUGUAAUGUCUAACACAUGAUUCAUUUGCUGAAUAUUUCUAUUACCUACCUGUAUUUCUAAUUUGUGCCACAUAUUGUUAUCUUCUUUUUUUUUGCAAAUUAUUUAUUUAUUCUUUCAAAAUAAUCAGGAUAAAAUGCAACAGGUACAUGUUUAUCUUAGUAUUUGUAUUCAUACAGGCAUUCUGUACUUAAGAAGACCCAUCUGUUUGGUGAACUUACAAUUGAUGAGAACAGGAAGCUUUUUAGUCUCUAUACCUCAACUACCUUUAAAAUCCUUCAGGUUUCAAUCUUAAGCUCAUUAUUUAUGCAAUAUAAAAGGUCAGGGACACUGGAAGGUCAGGGACACUUUUGUGCCUUUGCAAAAUAAAUGGGGGAAAGGGAUCCUUGUUUUAAAUUACUUCUUGAAAAAGACAGAGUCAUGUUACAUUUGAUUCUGGGAAAAAAAGGAAUUAAAAGUAAUGGAUAACAUAAAAUGUAUUUAAAACUUAAGUUUUGAAAAAAUUUGUGAAGGCAAGAAAGAAGGUUUGUGAAUAAUUUUGGUAAGGAUCGCAAGCAAAUAUCCAUAUAUGUUGCUCUGUGAACAAACACCGUGUAGCUUGAUUUGUUCAUCGGUUACCUCAGUAUAUAAUGUAAAUGCAGGGAACCUGUCAAGCUGUUAACUUGCUCUAGCUCUGUGUAGAGCAUAAAUGCAUUUAAAAAAUGAUCUGGAUGAUCUUUUGAUGUAAAUAGAUAUUGGUGUUUCAUGGUAAUAUACUACAUAUAUACCUAUAUGUUUUUAUAUCUCGACUAUUAUCACCAUGAAUACCAGUGAAUAUGAUACAAACUAUAAACCAUUGAGUUAUAAUCUGUAACCAUUGAAACUCAUAUUUAUUUAGAAUGUUAAAUAGAGUGGAGAAUUUGUCUGUGAUGAUUUUAAUGUAAAAACAUAUUUUUAACCUAGAAUGGAUCUGAGUCAAAGUGCUACUUGUCUUUGUUGGCAGGUAUUUGGUGUAUAUUCUCUUAAAAGGAAAUUCAGAAUAGUGCUAAAUUGUCAUCUUUUUUUUUUUUUUUUAGAAUACAGUGACGUUUUAAUGGAGAAUUUAUUCUCUAUGUCGUGUUAGUAUAAUAGAUUCUUUGUUCAGAGGGAUAAUUGAAAUGUUUGUAUUUUUCAUAAUCAAAUUGAGCAAAAUUUCGGGGGUUAUAAUACAUGACCAUGCAUGAAAGAUCUGUUGUUUUUUGGGUAGAAAGGAUGCUCUCCUCUCUAAAUUUUUUUUUGUUGAUAUUUUUUUUUUAGUUGAGACUUUGUAAAUAUGAACUGCCUGUAGAAUUUCACUAUGUAUCUUUAGACCUGUAGCAUGCCAAGCCGUUAUUGAAGGGGGCUGCUUUAUGUCGUCGGGCAGAGAAGGUGACCCGCGGUUGUUAUUGAUGUCAGUGUUGUUAUUUUGUUGUUUAUGAAAAGUUGUUUGUUGGGUAUUAUUAUUCUAAGUGCUGUGUGUGACAUUUUUACCAAUGCAUUAUGAUUUGUUUUUGUUUAAGUUUUUCAGUGAAGAUUAAAAUUAUUGACAAAAUUAUAACCUUACUCUCGUGAGUUCAUGUACAUUGUAUAUGGAUAGUUAUAGUUGGAAAAUAUUGUCAGAAAUUUCAAAUUUACAUAUAUAUGCCUAAGUUGUUUGAUAUGAUGGUAAAAUAAGACUGUUGCUAACUGACAAGACCAGACAUAUAAUUUCUUUCCAUUUAGAAAUAUAUGGUAAUUAUGUUUCAUUUAUACAUUUACAUUUUUAUUUAUAACAAAAAAAUUCUCAUUUAAAAAACCCCAGAUCUGUUAUACAUUUUCAAAAUUUUAAGUUUUAAAAAAAUGUAACUAAAGGUCAGGAUACAUUUAUUCUAGGCAGUUGUAAGCAGCAAUAUUCUUCACAUCACCAAAUUUUGUGGUAAAACUUAAUAUUGAAUUAGCAUUUCAUUCAUAAGAAAGACUGAAGUUAAAACACAUAUAUAUAUAUAUAUUGUUAAAAGGCAGCAUAAAUUUUGUAUGUUACAAUGGUCACUUAUAGGGAACCUUUCAUGUAGCUUAAUCUUCAAUUGGAUCACUACAGAUAUCUCAUACAUUUGUUUUGUCUGUCUGUUCGUUUGUUUCUGUAUUUGCACCGCAUUAUAUUCUGUGUGGUUUUAUUUUUUCGUCAAUAUGUCUACCUCAGUUAUGGGUGCUGUUUUUAAAGCACUCAUUUUAAUAUAACCAUUUUAUAAAUAGUUCACAAAAUAUGCAUUGCACUAGUAUUUCUCAUUUUUGAAUUUCUUGCAAAGAGUUGGCAGUGAAUUAGAAUUUCUUGCAUUAAAAUUUUGAUAGAGUUACUGGCUGAAUUAUUUAAGUUGCUAAGAUUAAUUCCAAAAAAGGUUGUGUGCUAAGUUAUAAUUUAGAAAUUGCACUUUUAAGCAAAAGUUCAACUGAAAAGAUUUAGAUACAUUAUUGAGCAAUCUUUAACGUAGCAUUUAGGUAUGAUUUUUGUCUGUUAGAAGUUUCACUUUACAUUCUCAUUGUCUGUCAUUGAAAAUGAGCCUUUGUUGACCAACAUUUUCUCCUGUUUUUAUUCAACAAAUCAUCUUCGUACCUAAUAGUUGUCAAAAUGUUGAACUCAUAUCACAUUGACCUGACCUCAGUCAUGUUUAAUUAUCACUACAACGUUUUAUGCAGCCAUUUACAUUGUUUGUUACCUCAUGAUCGUUUCAUUAUGAUCAUCGCCAUAUCAAAGUCUUAUUUUGGGGUUUAACAGAUUCAGAAACAUGACAAGAAGAUGGAAUCUUGAUUGGUAAUCAAAUGCAAAAAUGUACACAUAUUCAAUUUUUUUUUUUUUAAGAAAUUUUUUGAAUACAUUUCAAUUAUUUAUAAUGAGCUUGAGCUCUACCUCAGUUUUUUUUUUCUUUUAAAAUUAUGUCAUUUUAUCAUUUUACAUCUUUGUUUUGAAAUGUAAAAAUUUGCAUGUAAAUAAGUGCUGUAUUUAUAUAUCAUAAACCUGUAUAUUGGCCAUUGAUAGGUAGUUUUCUCUGUAUGUACAUAUAUAAGUAUCUGGUUUAAAUAUGGCAGGGAAAAAAUUAUCGCAUUGUUAAUAAACAUAGCUUUUAAAAUAUUGGCAAUUAAAUAAAAAAUUCAAAUUAUUUACAAAAGUUACAAACUACAUAUACAUUUCAUAUUUAUAGUUCCUAAAAAUAAAUGGCAAAUACAAAAAAAAAAUGUCCAGAAUUUUUGUCCCUUGAAGUGAAUUUGUUUGAAAAAUAUAAAAAUCAAUGUAUAAAAUAUGUGUAGCAAAUUUGUUGUGUGUGUUUUUUUCAUUGUAAUGAUAAUUGUCUGUAUGCUCAUCAGAACUCUGUUAAAUUAUUUAUGCAGCUUUUUGUCGUGUCUUUGGACAGACUUUAUAAUCCCGGUGCCAUAGUUCAUCUUUGAAUCUUGCUGUUGAAAAUCCUUGAUAAAAUUUGUGAAUAAAACAGGAUUUUUAAAAAUUACAACUGUUUUAUGUAUUGAAGGUAAUUUGUGUGAUUGUAUACGAUGGUCUGUAAUAUUAUAACCACGAGAUGCAGGCGAGUGUGUUUGCUGUAGUGACAAACAAGUUUAAUGGUCAGGAUUUACAAUUGUAAGACCUAUUUAUCUACCUCAAAUGAACCUGUUGUACAUUUUUUUUUUAAAGAAAACAGAUUUUUUUUUCAAUGUAAUCUUUGCUAUUUCAUUGUCAUCUAUGAUAAAUUUUCAUGUAUCUGAUGAAAUAAAAUGUAUAAAGUAGA
Saccostrea echinata is the source of this 7278-nucleotide messenger RNA. Its product is annotated as transforming growth factor beta receptor type 3-like. Bases 362 to 2788 code for a protein of 808 amino acids. The record is from RefSeq and is a predicted model, not a curated record. The transcript is spliced from 17 exons. NCBI's taxonomy places the organism in Eukaryota, Metazoa, Mollusca, Bivalvia, Ostreida, Ostreidae.